Molecule: messenger RNA, 2992 nt
Organism: Planococcus citri (citrus mealybug)
Lineage: Eukaryota; Metazoa; Arthropoda; Insecta; Hemiptera; Pseudococcidae
Exons: 2
Coding region: 461-2566 (701 amino acids)
Source: RefSeq, a predicted model, not a curated record
AUUUUAAAUUCUGAGAACUGAGAACCUUUUAUUGCGUUGCUGCAUUACAUAUAAUGUAUCGAAGUGUUUUCUGUCUCUUGUUGUUCUUUCUAAUCUUGUCUACCUACACCUGCCCUCUUGCUUUCCAAAGUAGAUAAAUGGUCUCGCCUCUCGCAUGUCAGUUGAGUUGCUGAGCUGAAUACAGAGCUUCGAAUUCGCGAAAUACUUAUCAAUUUGUGGGAAAAUGAAGCUAAUUUUGUGUGUGUUGACGAAUUCGUGUUCUUAAUUGUGAAGAUAACGUUGUUAUAUGUAUUUCAAGUAGAAUUGUUAAGAAGAUCGCGAUCACAUAGACUAUCAUAUCGUUUUUUGAAGACUGAAGAAGUAAAAAAUCUUUGUGCACUUGAGAAAUGUUGAAAUUGGCCAGAAUUCCGAAAUAAGAUAUUCCAACGAAUUACUCUUCGUAAAUUGAAUCUUCGCAGCAAUGGAAGUCGACUAUGGAGAUAUGGACAUCGAUAAUUCAUCAGAAGACCUGUUCGUUUUCCACGAAUCUGUACCAACAUUACAAAAGAUGGCCAGUCACACGGUGGCUCUGCAAUUAUGGCAUCAUUUCCUCAGUCGUGCAAAACGUAGAAAAAUACAAGAGCGAUCGUACUUUUUCUUGACGGUUUUUAAUCUGAAUGAAAACUACGAAAAUGAAUCAGAAAAAUUGGUAGAAUUAUUGAAAACACCUCAACGCAUCGAAAAAAUGUUGAAAAAAUCUUUGAAGAAAAUUUGUACCGAAACCGAAGAGUGGAUACAUCAUUUCAGAAGUUUCACGGAAGGAAUAUUCAGAUACUGCGUCCGUGUUUUCGAUCCAAAUCACAUAAUUUGGCGGCCAAAUGGUGAGAUUGAUGGCGAAAGAAGCGCUUCGAAGAUCUUGACCGAAGGAAAAUUAAACACGGAGCAGAAGUUCGUUUUAAUGUGCGCACAUGCUAUGGCUGAAGAAUUGGAAAGAUUUCCUAUGAACUCGCUUCCAGAGUCGUUUCAGUGGCUGGGGAUUUCUGAUAUGAAAGUCGGAUAUUGGAUUUCUCACCAUAGACAAGAUUUGCGUGAGAUAUGGCGUAGACUGCCAGAGAUGAAUCGUCCCGAAGAUACUUCGAUCAAUGUCACUAUGGCCAUUGAGUGUGCCAGUCAGUCUUUGCCUUACGCUUUCGAGUAUUUUUGGAAACGUUUGAGUGAAGUGGAGCAAUUAGCGGUUGUUCCUAGAAUCGUGCCUGACUUGAAGUCGAAGGAAGUUCGAAAAAUCAUGCUAUCGACAAUGUCUUACUUUCAACAACUUCAGCUAGUAGACCAAAUUCCUAUCGAAUUAAUGACGAAUUUUUCUGUCACUGGUAAUUCCACCAAAAACUGUAUGCCAGAAAAUGUGUUCAGAGUUUGGACCCUCGUAAAAGAUCGAAUUACAGAGCAGCAAUUUGAAAAAUUUCUAGAGAACGUACUGAACGAUGAGGAGGUGAUGUAUUGCGAAAAGUACAUGAUUAUGUUGAACAACAUUUGGGAUACAGCUUCUGAUCGUCUUAAGAGACACGUGGUCGAAAACCAUGGCUUCCUGAUAUUUAAUGCAUUCAUGUUUUGCAAGUCGUAUCCGCCGAGUAGUUACAGAUUGUUCAUGAAUUAUGUACCAUUAUUGAACGAACGUACCAGAAAAGACUUUUUUUGGCCGCAUUACAGUGAUGCGGAUCUCGUAGCUGGGAAGCGGGACACCGACAUCUGGAACUUAUGUUUACCAAAAGAAUCUGAUCGGUUGCAGCUGAAGGAUUGGGUCUUGAAGUCGAGCGGUAUGAUGAAGUAUUGCGCAGAUAAAUUGGUGUGUCUGGAAUUCGAUGAAGCAAUCAACGCGGUGGCUUUUUUUUCGCGAAAUGCUCGUGACAGUCGCAAAUUCUACAUGAAGUUACUGGAGCCCAAAGAACUGGAAAGUUCGGCGAGUACAUUCAUUCUGGAUUAUGAAAACUGGAAUAAAUUCAGUAAUUUCAUCGACGUAGUUCUUACAGACGAUUUUUCGACCAUCUCAACGCUAAAGAAACAGUUGGUUUCUUCUUUUUCCGUUCGUGAAGUUGAUUGUUGGGACAAGAAAGAAAAUUUCAGCGUGCUGGUUAAAAUAACCGAACAAGUUUUCUCGACCGAAGAGGUGAAAACUUUUAAGCAAACGUUGUUGAAACGUUUCCAGAAAAUGAUCUCGUCGCGAACAUCUUGGCGAAACUUUGAAGGAAAAUGCUACGAUACGUUUAUAUCCUGGUGUUCUGAAGACGAAAGCCGAGUUAUCAAUCUCAAGGAUGUUGUUCCGAUUGAUGCAUUUUUCGACGACAGUUUUCGUGAUAUCUGCUCUUCGCCCAAUAAAAAUGUUGAAUAUCAGCUUAGCCAGAUAGAUGAGUUUCUUAAAUAUGUUUGCGUCAGUGAUGAGGAAGUUAAUCUGGUAAAAGUACGUAAAUAUUUCGAACGUGAUCGGUAUUGGAUUCGUCGAGUUGAGCAAAUUUUUCCUAGUCCAUCACCUAAUCUACUUCAUCCUAAUCAACGCACGAUUUUUAAAUGGUUUCUCAGUGUUGAAUAUUGAGAAGAUGUGCUCAUUCAAAUUUCUGUUCGUUGAGUUGAAAGCAGCAAAGAAAAUAAAUUCGGCCUUACUUUGAAUGCAUUUUUUGUAUAUUUUUCGAAUUUUGUAUACCUAUCAGAUAUACUUCACUUACUUACUUGUAUUGAUUUUUUUUGCAUUAUUAUUUAAUAAUAAUUAUCAUUCGUACGCAUUUAUUUUAUUGGUUCUUUUUUUUUGUAAGUUACUAUUUUUCCACUUUCAAAUAAAUUUAAUAAUUAAUGCUGUUUCGUUGUACGAGCUGCAAUCUUAAAUUUAAUAGCACAUCACAUUCAGUCCAAAAUGUUAAGAAUACCUACCUAUAGUUGAAGAAAGAUAGCGAUAAUUACAGUAAUCGCUUUGUUGAUUGUGAUUGUGAUGGCCUUUUUUUUCGAAUAAAGUAUUUCGCCAUAA